CUUAUCCUUGGUGGUGCACUACAGGAUGUUUUUACAGAACAAGAUCCGGAUUCUUCGUCUUUCUCGCCGAGAGUGGGUUCAGGUUCUUUCGGAAGGUUUUCUAUUGCCUUGGUGUAAUAGCUCUCGAAAGUUUGUACACUUCGGCCUUCUAAAUCAUAAUUUAUGUCAGCAAUUGAAACGGGAUCAUCAAGAUCGAAUCCAACUGUUUCGCACACGUCGUCCAAUUCAUCGCACGGGGGAUAUCCCACGAUCUUCAUACGCGUCGGCACUGUGUUGCGUUUGCCUUCCGGGACGAUUUCUUCAGAAACAUGAUCGAUAGAUACAGAUUCAAUAACAACAGGAUAUGGGAGCUUCACUACCACUUGCCCACUGGACCCUUUCAUCGGCCAGCAGGAUCCUGGUAGGGUAUUUUUCUGUAAGAUAGCUUCGGGUGGAGCCACGUCCCCGCUCAAAAAACCCUAGCAAACCAAAAAAAGAGAAAAUUUCAGCAAAGUAGUUUUCAAUGCUAUACCUGCUGUCAAUUACGUUACGCAAAGGCGAAAUCAAAUUGUCGUUCAACGUACCAGACUGUGAUAAAUAUAGGAGGGAAUAGUAGCUUGAGUUUUUUCCCAACCAGCGGGAAAGAGUCUUUCCCAAUCUUGAGGGAUGAAUUGGCUCCACCAAACAGAUCCCAGGGUUUGAGAUGGAGUCGGCGGUGGUGAAUAUGUGUCGGAGGUCAGCCAAUGAACAACAGAGCCCCCUUGCGCAUGGUCGACCUUGCCGAUGCCGUCUUGAGCGUUAUUGUUCAGAGCUUGUUGAAUCUUUGUAAUAAUCGUGUUAAUUGAAGGACACUCGUUUGUUUUGUCAUUACCACUAUCCUCUUUAGAUAUAUUGACUUGUGGAUUCUUGCUGAGAAUGUUUUUUUCAAACACAUCCAGCUCUUCUUUCAUUACUGUCAGUACCCACUUUCUCAUCUCGAUUUCACUCUCAUUGACAAUGGCAUCAGUGUCAAGUCGUUUCUCCAGAAUAUCCGAUGUAAUUUCCACCACAAUAUCUGCAUCAACAUUGGCUACUGGACUUAUCUUUUUGGAUCCUUUAUCGUCAAACAACUCUUCUUGCUUCUUUUUUUCUUUUUUGAGGGCCCUGAGCUUUCUUUCUCUUUCCAACGUUUCUUGCAAACGCUCGACAAGACUUUUCAUUUGAAGUGCAUUCGCCCUUUGCAAAAGGGUGUUUAUUUCCGCUUCUUUCUUUGCAACUUCUUUCAUCGUAGAUUCGAGACGGCUGAAGUUUUUCAUCAGUUUCGCCAUCUUUUGAUUCAUGGCUUUCAUAGACGCCGCCGACAUGUUCGAACCAGCGCCCUCUGCCUCGUCCAACAACUUUUUUGCUCCGUCCAGCGUUGCCGAAACCGUUUCAACCGAGGGACCAGAAGCCACAACAGUCGCCUGCAAAAGCACAUAGAACAGGAUCCAGUACCUUCUGGUGGUUGCCAAACAGUUCAUCGCGUACUACAGCAACUAUAUCUCUUUCCAAUAGGUCAACAUAGAGAUACAGUACAAGUGCAAAUCUCGAGAAGUAAACUUGUCGCAGCGAAGUCGCUUCUCGUGUGACCUAAAAUUUGAAUAUCCUACCGUAUUGUACAUACGUGCCGUACCUCAUUUUGCAUUUUUGUGACUGUGCCUUGCGUCCCACAUCUCUUCAAAACGCACGAAAAGGGGAUUUUGUUUCGAAGUUGGUAUUUUCUUAGAGUUAGGGAUAACAAUGCAGUACCGUUAAUGUAGAGUUCAGAUAGGUAUGGUACUACGCGUAGUAAAUCAGGUUCAGUACUAUUAUUCUACUUCGUACGAACUCCUUCGUACGAAGAAGAGUAGGAGUACGUACUGUACGGUACUUCUACGAGGUCGUACAUUACGAGGCGUUCACCACGGCAAACAACGAAAAAGACAACAUUUUUGAAUACCUUCGAGAUCACGACGAAGCAUCAAUCGAUGCGUAAUGAUCUUUUCCAAAACUCAUCACAAACUCAAUCAAUACAACGCCAUCUCCAGCUCUACUGGUAUGCUCUACAUGGGAUCCAGCAGUUCUUCGCAUCUUGUGAUCUUGGCCUUCAAUCAGACGAAUCCCACGGCGCUCGUACCGCUAAAGCCAUUUUCAGAAGAGACCAAAAAGGCGCCACAUCCAUAACAACAAACACAUUCUAGGGCCUACCCGCUGUCGGGACAAAAAUAACCCGCAACCACAUCCGGUCACGAUGAGCAGCGGUGGUGCCUUGUCAAUGAGCGGACGGGGCACGCGGAAACGCCCGGCGCUCUCCUCGUCCUCUCCGGCUUCGGCCCUCAUUCUCGAACAAGACAACGAACCGCCCACACGCCGGGCCCGGAGAGACGUCCUAUCGUGCGAGCUGGAGACCCUCCAGGCCGAGCUGGAGCACGAGCAAUCCCUCCGCGCCCUGGAUUCCAAGCGCUUUGUUCAAAUCAAGCAACGACUGGAAAAGCGGUGCGAUUUUGCCAUGGAAGAGGCCAAGGACUGCAAGGCGCUGAUGGAGGAAAUGCGGGAAGAAAACGAACGCCACAUGGACCAGCUCAAGAGGGCCAUGGCGAGAACAAAGGCGGAGCUGCGGGAGGUCCAGGAGGAACUCGAKGAAGAACGAUUUGUCGGCGUGAGGAAGGGAUCGGACGGAGAUCCCCGUGUGGACAUGCUCAAGGAAGGGCUAGAGGAGAAGGAGGCGGAAAACGAACAACUCCGGGGAACCAUCGAUCAGCUGAGGUGCGACAUGAAAGAACUCCUUGAGGAACAGCAAUCGGUGGACAGGCAGUCCCGGAUGCAGCCCGGGGGAGAAGAAACGGAGGGCUUGAUAUCCGAGGCGCGGCCCAAGGCACUGAGGGAGCUGAAUCGGGUGCGGAUCCGAUUGGCCGAAACCGAGCGCAAGAACCGGCAGUACAAGCGGAUCGCGGAAGAUGCGCAGCGAAAAACAAAGCAGUUCCUCCAGGAAAAGGAACAGGCCCGUGUCGCCGGCAAGCGCAUCGAACAACUCGAACAGGAGCUGCAACGGGCUGUGAAGGCGGAAGAAUCCACCUCGGAACAACUUCGGCACUGGCAGUCUCUGGGCGUGGAAAUGGUUCGAGUGUUCGCUCCGGGAGCAGCGAAGGGGAGCCGGGACCCCGACAUUGCGGUCGUGCAGAAACACCUCAACGACGCAAAGACGAGGGCCAGCGCAUCGGAAAAACACGAAUCCGAGCUGAAGAAAGAGCUCGAGAAGGCCAACGAAGCGAUCCAAAUCCUGCAGGCGGAAAAGUCGAGCUUUGGGCGGAAAGAGGCCGCCUGGGAAGAGCAACGCCUGGAGCAGGAAAAGCGCCAGCAACUCUACCAAAAAGACAUGAAGGUCCUUCGCAGUCAGGAAGGUGUUUACAAGCGAGAGGUGGAAAGCCUCCGUUCCAUCGUGAAAACCUUUGAUGAACUGCCGCUGAAGGCAAGUCAGGGAGGAAGCGUUGGAACCAAUUCCGGGGGAAACAGCCAUCCCGCGAAUGUCCGUGCCCUAGAGGCGUCCCUGGAAGCGGCCGACCAGGAAAACGCCGUCCUCAAGGAGGCAACCAAUGAGUUGCGAGGUGACCUCAAAACUUCGAUGGCGGAGAAGAAAGAACUGCAAAACAAGCAUGCUACCGUCCUUGAAAAGUUUGGGAAACUCCGGGACGCUCUCUACGCCGAGCGGGCAAAGGCAGAAAAAGCCGAAGAGCGGGCCAACAGAGCAGAGAUCCUUGCCGGAAAAGGAUCCUUCAACCCCGAACGCACCCGCGUUCUGCACAUGGGAGCUAAUCCACUGACCAUGGCGCUGAAGGAAGAGAUUGGAGUUCUCAAGAAACAAAUCGAGCUUCUUUCGAGCGCUGAAACCAACAAGAAGACCAAGAGCGCCUUUGCAUCGGAUGUAGAUCCAAACAAGUUGCAUCAGCGAUUGAAACAAUCGUUCAAGGAACAAAUUUCCAGGUACAGGGAGGGAGUAUACCUGAUGACGGGAUAUAGGGUAAGCACGGUGGGAGUAUUGCUGCGAUACAGAGACAGAAUAAGAUGUUUUCCGACUCAUCGAAAGCCUAACACCAAAGAUUCUAUUGUUUCGAUUUUUUAAAGGUGGAAAUGAUUCCCGACAACGACCGCUACACAUUUAAGGUUCGAUCUAUGUUUGCAGAACGGGAAAGAGAUUACCUAGUGUUUCAAUGGCCAGAAGGGAAGGAGGUGACUUCGUUGGAUCUGCUGAAUACCGAGCACGCUAAAAUGUUGACAAAGAGUCCCUCCUAUGAAUACAUGACAAAAUUUCACAGUUUGCCCGCCUUUUUGUCGAGUGUGCAGCUGAGUUUGUUUGAGAAACAAACAAUGAUCUAGCCCCGAGAUGAUUUGUGGGGCUAUUUGGUCCUCCUUCUGCAUGGGACUCGUCUUGGGAGCAAAAGUAACCACAAGAACAGAACAAGUGAAAGGCCCAGCUAAGAGAACGUCAAAAAUCUCCUGUUCACUUACAAACAACAAACUGCCAAAUGGUUCAUUGAGUACUGUACGAUAGACAGACUUCACGCAAGAUUGACAUGUAUGAAUAUUUGGAGACUGACUACUAGAAUCUCAAACCUAAAGUU
This is a messenger RNA of Pseudo-nitzschia multistriata, 4595 nucleotides long. The record is from the annotation of a GenBank genome assembly. NCBI's taxonomy places the organism in Eukaryota, Bacillariophyta, Bacillariophyceae, Bacillariales, Bacillariaceae.